Molecule: messenger RNA, 3330 nt
Organism: Enterobius vermicularis (human pinworm)
Lineage: Eukaryota; Metazoa; Nematoda; Chromadorea; Rhabditida; Oxyuridae
Source: the annotation of a GenBank genome assembly
CAGAAACCAGUGAUGUCAGCAGAUCUUAAACAACGCUUCCAGGUUUCAAAAAGCGGUACAGAAGCAAACAGCGACCUCGGUCGUCCCAUGCUGUUCUCAGACGACGAAGUGAUUCCACUCUCAAAUCUAAUGUCGUCAAGUGAACGACCUGGCGAGAGGAAGAUAAGCGCUACCGGUCGCUUUCAAGUCACAAGAGCAUCAUCUGCGCCAGCUAAAUCCUCAUUGAGUGGGACCGGUCGCAGUCCAUCAAGGUCAAAAACCCCCUCUUUUCAAAGUGCAGACGAUGAUAAUGGAACUUGUAUUUAUAACAAAUCGGUACAUUUCUCGGUUGGCAAUGAAGUCAGUUCAGGAAACACUACUGUCAACAUGCGAAGUUGGAGGCAUAUUCAAACUUUAGAGCAUCCACCGAUGAUUGAUUUCUAUCGGGACUCAAUUGAUGCUCUUGGGAUGAAUUCUAGACCGUCAAUGAAUCAGCUGAUUCACGGUGAAAAAGCGCGAGAUUCUGUCAAUGAAGCAAACGAAUUACUUGAUAGUCUUUCUGGUGGACAGUUGCAAAAAUUCAAGCCUCCGACCCCUGUGCCGAGAACAAAGUUUGGCUGGGUUCAGGGAGUUUUUGUUAGAUGCUUACUAAACAUAUUUGGUGUGAUGCUCUACCUCCGAGUCAGUUGGGUAGCUGGUGAAGCGGGAAUACUUUUGGGUGCACUAGUCGUCAUUCUUGCAUCAACAGUAACUACACUUACUGCUAUUUCAACGUGUGCUAUUUGCACCAAUGGUGACGUUAAAGGAGGCGGUGCAUACUUUUUGAUUAGUAGGUCCUUAGGACCUGAAUUUGGGGGAUCCAUAGGCAUGCUGUUUGCUUUCGCUAACGCUGUUGGGGCAGCAAUGUACGUCGUAGGAUUUGCUGAAACAGUUCGGGAUUUGAUGAAAGAAUAUAAUGUUGCGAUUAUUGAUGGAGAGAUGAACGAUGUGCGGAUUAUUGGUCUUGUUACAUGCACACUUUUAAUGGCGAUUGUCUUUGUGGGUACUUCGUUCGAGAGUAAAAUGCAGAUAGGACUUCUUGUAAUUCUCACACUUUCAAUACUUAAUUAUUUUAUCGGAACCCUAAUUCCUAUCUCAUCUGAACAAAGUCAACGUGGAAUUACAGGCUAUAGCGUUGUGACAAUGAUUAGUAACUUGAUGCCUGCCUUCACCACAGGUGAAUCAUUUUUUUCUGUUUUUGCUGUUUAUUUUCCGGCGGCAACAGGAAUUAUGGCUGGUGCUAACAUCAGUGGAGAUCUAAGUGACCCACAGAAAGCCAUUCCACUGGGUACCCUUCUAGCAAUAGCAGUAACAACGGUUAUCUACUUAGCGGUCGUAUUUAUGACUGGAGCAACAUGCGUCCGCUAUGCAGACGGUGUUACACCAUAUUUGGUUAAUGGGAGUAUUGUUCAGCCGGAUUGUGCCGCCGAUAACACUUGUAAAUAUGGUCUCAUAAGUUAUUUCCAGGUUAUGGAAACGGAAAGCUUAUGGGGACCAUUAAUUACUGCUGGAAUUUUUGCCGCUACAUUGAGUUCAGCUUUAGCCAGCUUGGUUAGCGCUCCAAAAGUUUUCCAGGCUGUUUGUAAAGAUCGUCUGUUCCCAAAAAUAGAUGCCUUUGCUAAAGGCUAUGGUCGUAAUGAAGAACCAAGGCGUGCUUACGCUCUUGCAUUUAUUAUUGCUAUGGUUAUGAUUCUAAUAGGUAGGCUCAAUGAUAUUGCUCCUAUAAUAUCAAAUUUUUUUCUCGCUUCGUACGCACUUAUUAAUUAUGCUUGUUUCGAUGCGUCGUUUGCGAAUUCCCCAGGGUUUCGACCAAGGUUCCGCCAUUACAAUAAAUGGCUGUCUUUGACCGGAGCUGUUUUAUGCAUCAGUGUCAUGUUUAUUAUAUCAUGGACUACAGCUCUUUUAACGUUCUUCAUUUUUGCUGUGAUAUUUCUUUAUAUAUUACAUAGAAAACCAGAUGUCAACUGGGGGUCAUCAACUCAAGCUCACAGUUACAAGAGCGCUUUGCAAGCAAUGCUAAAACUUUCGAACACUGAAGAACACGUAAAGAACUAUCGACCUCAAAUUCUUGUUCUUACCGGUAAUCCUGUUGAUCGUCCAUCACUAGUCGACUUUGUGUACAGUAUUUCGAAAGGAUCUAGUCUCAUGAUUUGUGGAUACGUUGUGCCGUACGAGCCAUCUGAUCGAAUAUUUUCUGUAAUCAAGAAACUGGAUCGACAGUUAAUCGAAUGGUUGAAAAAACGGCACAUAAAAUCUUUUUAUGUUUCCGUUGCCAAUCCAAGUUUACGAGUUGGAGCUCAAAAUCUUAUUCAGAUUAGUGGUUUGGGUAAACUUCGGCCUAACAUACUGAUUCUUGGUUUCAAAGCUAACUGGGCUGCACAGGGGGCGGAAGAGUUGGAUGGAAUCAACAAUUAUUUUGGUAUUAUUCAAGAUGCAUUUGAAAGUAAUAUGGGCGUGGGUGUACUUCGGAACGCUAGUUUUGGUCUUGAUUACAGCGAGUUAGUAAAACGGCAUAACGUUGGAGAAGCCACGCAUCUCAAUCUUCCUAACGUCGAACAGCAUUUGAAAUCCGACGAAGCGUUUGUUAAUUUCUUUAUGUCUUUGCAUUUGGUAUAUGUUUGCUGCGUAUUUACUGCACAAAUACGGUACUGUUUUUUAAGGUCAAGAAGGCAGACAGUGGAACAGCGGCAGUUGAUUGAGUCCAUCGCCAGUUUCCAAAGGAAGAUUAAACAAGGGACUAUAGAUGUUUGGUGGUUAUACGAUGACGGUGGUUUGACUUUAUUGGUUCCGCACUUGCUGACAAACGAAAAAAGCUAUCUAGAAAACGCUCGUUUACGAGUAUUCACGAUUGCUACAUCACAUAAGUCGAUGGAACAGGAACAGAGGAGCAUGGCUGCCUUGCUGAGCAAAUUUCGCAUCGAUUUUUCAGACGUUUCUGUAAUUCCCGAUAUCGGCAAAAAACCUUCUGCUCAAACCAAAAAAGAAUUUGAUGAUCUUAUUGCACCCUUCCGAAUUUCUAACGAUGUUGAGGAGAAGCCCCCUGGUUUAAUAACAGAUUCGGAACUUAUUUCGCAAAAAGAGAAAACUAAUCGGCAGCUCCGAACUGCGGAGCUACUGCGCCAACAUUCUCGAGAGUCCAAUUUUGUAAUCUUUUUUGUUCAAAUAAAUUUUUCCAGAACAUUACCGGUGCCACGGAAGGGUCUUGUGAGUAGCUGUCUUUACAUGGCAUGGCUUGACAUGAUGACCCGUAACUUACCACCAACGUUAUUAAUCAGGGGAAACCAGACCUCAGUUUUGACGUUCUAUUCGUAG